GUUAAUAAAAAUGCGAGCCCAGUUUAUAGCGAAACGUUAGUAGAUCGCUGGAGCAGCGCUCUCGGAGCACUCGCGAGAGUGUGCGCAUCAAGAAUCGAUUAUUUAGAGCUCGUGAAUAAACAUCCGAGCCCAGUUUCUAGCGAAGCGUCCGCAGUUCGCUGGAGCACCGCUCUAGGAGCUUUUGCAAGGCAUCUUUUUUAAAAAUUGUUCCUUUAGAGCUCGCAAAUCGACAAAAGCGGUGCUACGCCUUGUUCAAUAAAGCCCGAGCACAGAUUCUUGCGAAUCGUUGGUAGAUCGCUAGAGAAGCGCUCUUGAUGCUUUCGCAAGGCAGCUCGCGAAUUAGCUGAAGCGGCGCUUACCCCUCGUUUAUCAAAGCUCGAGCACAGUAUCUUGUGAAAUGUCAGUAGAUCGCUGAAGCAGUUGUCUCGGAGCUUUCGCAAGAAAAUUCUUGUUAAAAAUCGAUUCUUCAGAGCUUGAAAAUCUGUCAUAAGUGUCGCUAUUAGCAUGUCGGAGUCUAAAGCACCUUUGCCACUGAGUGCAAGAUUGUUUACCUGCUGCACCAACAGGGCAUAUGCCAACUUUCGUGCUACACGGACGUCGGAUCGCUUAUUGACAAGUUGUUCCUGUCUGCAGAUGAACCAGAGCUUGCAGCCGCUGCCAGAAACUUAGCGGUACUCGCAACACCUUCGCUCUUCUCUGAAGAAGUCUCUUUCAAGGUAAGCUUUCUCAUAGAGCUUGCAAGCUUGCCCUUCACGUUUGACUCGAGAUUGAGAGCUUGGAGGAAAUUUUUCCUGGGAGCUGCGAGAAGAGCUACUAAAGACGGCGGUGAGCGCUUUGGUCGAGGCUCCUGGAUUACCGGUCCUAUUGUUCCAAAAUCACGUUUUCGACGGGCAACGUCAGCAAGAAAGACUUGCUCCCAAAAUUAUCUUUGGCAAUUAGCAAUAUUCACAACUUCGCCGUGAACACUAGCACAUUUGACGUCUUCGCCGCAGAGUAGCACGUGAAAUGGGCUAAUUAAUCUAAAAUAUAAAAAAGGAACAGUAUGUACAAUUUUAUUGAAGAUCUAUGGACGUUCGAAUAUGUCGGACUUUUUGUUUCUUUUUGUUUAGUUGGUUUCUAGAUAAAUAUAUAGUCAUGUGCUCCCUGAUUUGGCGUUUUUGCAACGCGUAUCUUGCUAAUGUGCUAUCAUUUUCGCAAAUGUGAAUUGUUUAAAUUUAUGUAAAUAGUGCAAAUAGUAAUACUAAUUGAUGUAACUUGUGUAAGAAAGAGAGCUGAAAACGUGAUUUAUUAUGAAUCGUGAUCAGAUUCACACGGCGAUGUUCCGGUGCCUCUGUGCGCAAAAUAAUAACGUUUUGAAUGCUAGCCGGAUGUUCUUGGAACAAUAUCCACAUGUUCAGCCUCAACCAUCUCGAACUUCGUACUACAGGUAGGUUAAUAAUUCUUAUUAAGGAAAUAGCUAAAAAAUAUUGCCCUAGUAAAAAAAAAUUGGGUUAUGAUAGACUUCUUGAAAGAGUGCGUCAGCAUGGCGUGAUCAAGGUGGAGCAACGUCGACGCGUACAGCCUGUGCGGGGUGAUCAAAACUUGAGUGAUCGUAUUAAUCAGGCUCUAACGGACAAUCCUCGUUUAAGUUUAAGGGCCUUAGCACGACAAUUCAGUAUGUAAUCCGCAUUUUCUAUAUAAUAUGCGCUUACUUUUUACCCUUUCUGCUCCUUCUAAGCGAGUGUUAGUGAGCAAUCAGUAUUGUUUGGAUUUAUUUUUAUACUUAAUUCAAUUUUUAUAUUUAGAUGUAUCGAAAGAAUCUGUACGAAGAAUUGUAAGAGUCACCAGACGCCCGUACAAGCCCACGAAGGUGCAAAAAGUUUUCCAACGUGACCACGAAAGACGCCAGGCAUACUGCGAAUGGGGUCUGCGACAGUUGGCGAGAAAUCCACUUUUCUUUAGACGAGUUUGCUUCAGCGAUGAAUCCACAUUCACCAAUAACGGACCAAUUAAUAAGCAAGUUACAAGGAUGUGGUCCGAGCAAAACCCGCAUUGGUUUAUAGAAAAUGACAGGCAGCAUAGGUGGAAGUUCAACGUAUGGAUCGGGAUUGUCGGAGAUCGGAUUAUAGGUCCGAUAUUUUAUAAUGAAAAUUUGACUGCAAGGAGAUAUCGCAGACUAUUGAGGCUCAUUAAUGGUCGCUUACAUGACAAUCCGAUUCCUCAAAGUCAGAUGUGGUGGCAAAUGGAUGGAGCCCCAGCGCACAAUGCUGCCGUAGUCACUGAAUACUUAGAGGAACGAUUUCCUGAAAGGUGGAUUGGCUUAAAUUCACCACACGUAAGAUCGGAAGAUCACCUGAUUUAACCAUCAUGGAUUAUUACUUUUUCGGUAAUAUUAAGAGAAUCUGCUACACACAGGUAAAGAAAUUAAAAAAUUCUCUAUAUUCUCACAAUUAUUGGCUAUAAUCUUAUUUGAUUUCAUAAUAGCUUGUUUUUUUCCUAACAUUACCUUUCAGCCAGCUACUGCAUCUGAUGAUAUGAAGCAACGCUUGCGAAAUGCAUGCGCUGCGAUUCGUGCUGGCGAAUUAAGAAGAGCAAGAGAGCAACUGCGCAGAAGAUUUCAGCUGUGCAUACAAGCAGACGGUGGACAAUUUCAGCAACUCAUGAAAUACAGAAAUCGCUAAUUCAAUAACUGCCGAAAGCUGCCAAUUUUGUACCAACCCUUGUUAAUUAUUUUGCACUAUGUGGACGCUAAAGCACAGCGGAAGUCUUAUUUCAGUUAUUCAUGGAUUUUUAUACCACUACCGGCUAUGAAUGCCUACUGUUCGUUGUUUCGCUUAUUCUGCAUAGUGUAUAUUGCUAAGCCUCGCUAUCAGUUGUAAAAUCUGUAAUUAUUAUAGGAAAAAACAAUAAAGUAGAUUACCUUUUUAGUAAGAAACACUGCGUCGAUUAUAACCGAUUUUUCGAACUCUGAAAAAUCAGUUUUUUCACGAAACAACUUUUUCACGAAAGCUCCAAAACGACUGCUCCAGCGAUUUACCGACGUUUUGCGAGCAACAGUGCUCAGGCUUCAAUGAGCGAAGGGUAGCAGUGCUCCUGCCGAUUCUUAAUCUCUUUAAAGACAAUUUUACCACGAACUGCCUCGCGAAAGCUCCGACAGCGCUGCUGCAGCGAUCUACCGACGUUUUGCUGUAAACUAGGCUCGGAUUUUCAUUGAAACGACUCUGCAAGAAACACGACUUGAGCUUUA
Messenger RNA from Nasonia vitripennis (jewel wasp), 3226 nucleotides. RefSeq lists its product as uncharacterized. NCBI's taxonomy places the organism in Eukaryota, Metazoa, Arthropoda, Insecta, Hymenoptera, Pteromalidae. Bases 1682 to 2341 code for a protein of 219 amino acids. Gene Ontology annotation, molecular function: nucleic acid binding. The record is from RefSeq and is a predicted model, not a curated record. The transcript is spliced from 3 exons.